This is a messenger RNA of Prorocentrum cordatum, 1208 nucleotides long. The record is from the annotation of a GenBank genome assembly. NCBI's taxonomy places the organism in Eukaryota, Dinophyceae, Prorocentrales, Prorocentraceae.
UGCAGGCGGCCCACGGCAUCGUCCACGAGGGCCUGCUGCACUGGUCGGGCGCCGAGGGGCUCGACGAGGCCCAGCGGAUCCUCCACGCGCGGCACGAGUUCGACGUCUUGGAGAUAGAAGCCGGCGGUCCCAGCGACGAAAAGGACCUCAAAAAGGCCUACAGAAAACUGGCCCUGCGGGUGCAUCCGGACAAGAUAUCGGACGAGGGCCGCCGGGAGGCGUUCAACCAGGCCUUCGCGCGCCUGGAGGCGGCCCGCGAGGCCCUCGAGCGCAUGCUCGACGCCGACGGCGAGGCGUGCCGGGAGCUGCACCGGGUGCUGCGCUUCCAGGUGCACACGCGCGAGGCGGCGGCCGAGCUGCUGGGCGUGGACAAAGUGGUCUCUUGGGACACCGAGCGCCUGGUCGAGGAUGCCGAGAAGGCAUCCAGAAAGUUGAUCAAAGGGCUAGAGAAGAUGGAGGGCGUGGCCGGCGGCACCCACAAGCUGGCGGUGGCGAUGUGCCGGGAGGCCGUCGAGACGAUCCGGCGACCCAAUUCGGUGGAGGCCCUGCCUCGUCAGGAGGCCCUGCUGCGCGUGGGCCUCUCCACCUCGCGGGCCAUGGGCGCCCGGGACCUGCGCUUCCCGUCGCCGGCGGUGCUGAUGGAGCCCGAGAGCACCUCCUGGACGCUGCCUUCGGACAAGGGCUGCCGACUGGCCCUGCUCUCCGGCGCCACCGCGGCCAUGGAGACGCAGAGGCUGGUGGCGAACGCGGCGAGGCUGAGGAGGAGGCCGAAGGCGGCUGCCCUGCAGUGGUGCCUCGCUUCGGAGGCCAGUGCGGCCUCCGUGGGCGCCGUCUGCAUCGUCUUCGAUUCGAAGGCGAAGAGAGGCAGAGACGAGGGCCCCGCCGCGAAGCGCCCCAAGACGGCGGCCGGGUCCCGAGACGGCGCGGUCUUCCUCCGGCACAUCCUCUUCCGGCGCCCGCCGGGCCGGGGGGCGGAGCUGCUGGGCCCAGGGGCCUCCCGCCGGCCGCGGCCGCCAGAGGGCCCCGCGGGGGCGCGUCGUGCUCGGGCGCGCGUGCACGCUGUCGACUCCUCGGCGAGGGCCCUGGAGGCGCAGCCUGCAGCGUCUCGAGCAGGCACGGGGAAGAGAGAGCGCGCGGCGCGCCUGCCCGCGGCGGCCGGGGCGUCGUCCCCGAUGUUGAUGCACCAGUGCCUGACGGACUGCUGCUGA